GUUGCAACACACCGACCAAAGCAGCUCUCCUAGAAGCCAACUUCACUUUCUUCCCCAACUAAAACUAAAAAACAUCAUUCGAACAUUUUAAGGAACCAGAAGAAUCUAGAACAAAUGGACUCCAACCAGGGACUUGAGGCCUUGAAAAAAGCUUUUGGUGAUGUAAUCUUGAAUACAUCAGAAGAAGCAGCUUCCAGAGUAAUGGCUGCGGAGAAGAGGGCUCAACAAUUGGAGCAAGAAAUUCGAGGCACGAAAGAUGAGGCGGUUCAGAUGAUGGUUAGGCUGAAGAAGAAGAUGGAUGAUGAGAUUAGUGAAGCAACCAUGGCAUCUCGAAAUCGACAAGAAAAGAUUGAUGAACUUGAAGCACAGCUUCAGGAAGCGGAGGAUAUAGUGACCGAGACAAGAGAAAAGCUGAGACAUGAACAAGCUAAAUUUGAAAGGGUGGCGAGGAGGGAAAUGCAGCGCCAGGACAAGCAUGACUAUGCUAGUUUAACAGAAGCAUUUGAUAGAAAGAGACAGUCUCGUUCUGUUCCUUGCCCUCCCUUGGAAUUUCAGAAAGAUCCUCUUAUAACUUCUGACAAUGAGAAUCCAUAUCUGAAUCAAAGGUCUGAAUACCCUAAUUGCUCUACUGAACCUCUGAUCAGGAAUUUAUAUGGCCCCAUGCCUGAAUUACCUUCUAUAAUUUCGAGAAGCAAGAAGCACAAAGUUUUCAGAAAUGCAUGCACGCAGAGAAUUCACGCAUGUGAAAGGAACAUUGUGGGCAAUGAGUUGUCUUUAUCAGGACAGCAUGAUGAUGCAAGUGGCAAGGGAAUGGUUGAAGGAGCAGAAAAGGAUAUUAAUACAUGCAAAUCUACCUUCAGCGAGGUUCACAAGGUGCUUAAUAUCGAGAGCAAAAAAGUGGCGGGUAAGAAUGACAGUAUUAGCGGCGGGUAUGAGGUUCAGCCUAUGAAAUCAAUUCCAGAAGAAGUGAAAAAAGCUACUGAGUAUAGCAAGAAUACAUUGUGUUGGUUGAAUAAAGCUACUGAAACAAAUGUCAAUGAUAAAGAAGGCGACUCUGAAAAGCUGAUAUCUAAGAGUGAGACUCCAUUUAAAACAGAAGCCAAGUAUGGGAAAAAUAAAAACACUCUAGGCAAGAAAAUUUCUGAUAACAUGUUUAUGAAGGGAUGUAAAAAUCAUGGUGUUCCGCACUCAGACCCUAUUCCCAAAUCAGAUGGGGACAAUCCACAGCCUAAUGAAGAUCCUACAGCCAAUAAGCCAAAAUUAUCCUUUGAUACAGCAGGCCUCGAGACACCACUGGGGUGUGCAAAAUCUGCUGAAAUAAAGGACAAUGGUAGAGAAGGUGACACUGAAAAGUUGAUAUCUAAAGGUAAGCCUCCAGUAGAAAUAGCUACUAAGUAUCAAAAGAAUAGAAGUGCUAUAGGCAAGAAAAUCCCUGAUAAAAUGUUCGAGAACAGACAUGAAACUUUUGGUGCUCGUAACUCAUACCCGAAUCCGACAUCAGUUCAGAACAAUGUGCAGCCUAAAAAAGAUCCUAAAGUCACUAUGCCAAAGUUAUCACCGGAUAUAAAAGGCAUGGAGACACAGCUAGAGUGUGCGAAAACUACUGAAACAAAUAACAAUGGUAAACAAAGUGGCACUGAAGGUUUGAUACCCAAUGGUGACCCUCCAGUCAAUAUAUCAGUACCUUCUGUUCAAGAAGGCGUUUCUGCAGACAGUUCAGACAUUGAAGUAUCUAAUUCAAAUCUGAAGAAAGUUGAUGAGCAUAUUCUAAAAUCAAAGCUCAAAAUCAACGAUGCAACAAAUACAGGUUUUUCUCUGCAACUUUUCAAAUACACAUUCCAAAGGAAGAGGAAGAGAGAAAUUGUGAGCAUCUCUGAUGGAGCUGUCCUGGCUGACAACCACACUCUAGAGAGAAGGAAGGAAACUAAGGAUACAUCAGAACAGUCAGAGAAGUCUAGCUUGGCAGCUUAUUCUGGAGGCAGUCAGUGAGCACAGGAAAAUAAGAAAAUGCUGAUUGUAAAUCAUAGUGUUUUGUGAUUAGUAAGCAAGAGUUUGUUAAGUUGAAGAGCGUGCAGACCAGCGCUUUUACAGAAUUACAGUGUUGAUGCAAAGAUGGUGUGUUCCAUUUGAACUGCCAACCAGCGGCUUAUUCCAGAGAAAGAUGUAGAUUUCAGAGACUGACACCUUUAGGAAUGUCAUUUUUACAAUUUACCUUGACUCUUUGCCUUUGUUGUAAGUUGUAACCUCUAUAUUUCUCUCCCAUAACCAUCUGCCCGUCUGUCUCUCACAUGGUGACUUUAGUAUAAGAUCUUAACCUUGUCUUUUACUGAAAUUGCGAAGGUUUUCAAGUUUAUAAUUAAACUUUUUAGACUUA
Daucus carota subsp. sativus is the source of this 2374-nucleotide messenger RNA. RefSeq lists its product as uncharacterized. The record is from RefSeq and is a predicted model, not a curated record. Lineage: Eukaryota; Viridiplantae; Streptophyta; Magnoliopsida; Apiales; Apiaceae. Bases 115 to 1989 code for a protein of 624 amino acids. The transcript is spliced from 4 exons.